AUGUUAGCUUUGAUAUCUAGGAAGCUCUACAGGAAAUACGUUUCGUUACUCUCUAGUCCGGUUAAAUCCCGAAAACGUAGGGUGUGGUUAACUGUAGAAAAUUCUAGAUUUUGGGAAGAUGAAGUAUCAAAGUUUAGUGAUAAAAAGUUCAAAAACACGUUUCGGUUUGACAGAUGUACGUUUAAUUUGUUGGUCAAAAAAUUACAUCGCCUGCAAAGAGAAGAUACUCUUUGGCGGUCUGCUAUUUGGUUGGAGAAACGCAUCGCUAUUGCCCUGUAUGCUUUCGGAUCGUCAGCGGAAUAUAGAACUAUUGGAAGUCUAUUCGGUGUAGGAAGAACAACUACGGGUGAACUGGUCAUUGAAAUCUGCAAUGCGGUUGUAGAUGUUGUGCAACACGAAGUGUUUGACGCAUACCCACCAACCUCGGAGAAGAUAUCAGAAAUAGUCGGUGGCUUCGAGAAACUGGGUUUUCCACAAUGCUACGUUGCCAUUGAUGGAUGCCAUAUAGAAGUCAAAGUACCAAAAAAUGAGGCAACCGACUACUAUAACUUCAAAGGAUGGCAUUCGGUUAUUCUGUUUGCUGCGGUGGAUCAUCGUUACCGGUUCACAUAUAUCAACGUAGGAGUUCCUGGCCGUUCAAAUGAUUCAACUAUUUUUGAGAACUCCAAACUCAAAAAAGUACACUGCACGAACGAGACAUUUAAAGCGCAUUCGAAACUAAUCGAAGGGGUUGUAGUACCGAUACUGUUGAUCGGCGAUUCGGCUUUCAGACUGUCAAACCAGGUGAUGAAGCCGUUUCUAUUUUCUGUAGAUCAGCCGGAGCAUGAAAAGUUAUUUAAUUAUCAUCUAUCAGCAUGCCGACGGGUUGUAGAGAAUGCUUUCGGCCAUCUGAAGGCCCGUUUCAGAAGAAUCGGGAAAGGUUUGGAGGUCGACCUAAAUAAUGUCAAUACAAUUAUCAAAACUUGCUGCAUUCUACAUAACCUAUGUAACAACCACAAUGACCAUAUUAACAAAAAAUGGAUGAUCCAGAUUCAAACCUUAAAUUCGAAGCAACAACCACAAAGAGGAUUGAUAGUAAGAAACGAAAACGCAUCAGCAUCCAAGAUUAGAAACGCACUGAUG
Toxorhynchites rutilus septentrionalis is the source of this 1122-nucleotide messenger RNA. Its product is annotated as putative nuclease HARBI1. Lineage: Eukaryota; Metazoa; Arthropoda; Insecta; Diptera; Culicidae. The transcript has 2 exons. The record is from RefSeq and is a predicted model, not a curated record. The annotation marks the transcript as partial.